Molecule: messenger RNA, 1393 nt
Organism: Rhipicephalus sanguineus (brown dog tick)
Lineage: Eukaryota; Metazoa; Arthropoda; Arachnida; Ixodida; Ixodidae
Product: putative nuclease HARBI1
Exons: 4
Coding region: 1-1350 (449 amino acids)
Source: RefSeq, a predicted model, not a curated record
AUGGCGGCAGCGAAGCGUGUGUGGUGCUGUGGCUCCAACGACUUUGACGUCGUUGCGCUGGAUUCUGGCAAUUCUGGUAGUGUUCGUACACCUUGCCUGUCGUCAGAUGCACGGGAGACGGAUUCAACGAAGCGUCGUCGUCUUGCCGAAAUACUUGACGAGCUAGACGAUGACAGCAGCGACAGCUGCUGUAGCUCAACGUCAGAGUCGAGUUCAAGUAGCAGUGACGACGACGAAAUAAACGCAGCAGCGUUUCAGCAGCUGUUCUCUCUGCCGGAGCGAAGGCCAAAAGUAGAAGCCUACAUCAAAAAGACGGUAACAAGCUACUCCGACGAGGAGUUCAAAAGAAAUUUCCGCGUCACGCGGCCGGUGGCGGACUUAUUGGCAGCAGAAUUCGCCAAGUCACCGCACUGCCCUCAGAAGAGUGAUCAUGGUGGCCUGCCUGCCAAGUCGGCUGAAGAACACAUACUGUCCUUUCUUUGGUACGCAGCCAACAAGGCAUGCAUUCGAGAUGUUGCUGGCCGCUUUGAAGUCUCGGAAAGCACUCACCACAGAAUGAUGAGCCGAGUAACUUCAUUCCUCCUCGACAUAGCACCGAAUAUAAUCAAGUUCCCCAGUGACCUGCAGAAGCUUGCCAAGGAUUUUGAGCAGCUGUCAGGAUUCCCGGACACAAUUGGAUGUGUCGACGGUAGUUACAUGCCGAUCAGGUGUCCAGCUGGGAAAGUGCGAUCAGUUUAUAUAAAUCGACACCAUUACCUAUCCUUGACACUUCAAGGUGUUUGCGACAACAAGAAAAAGUUUCUUGAUGCCAGCACGGGCUACCGAAGUAAAAUUCACGACGCGCGUAUAUUCCGGCGGUCAAGGAUUGCAAGCACUUUGCCACAGCUGUGCUCUAGCAAGUACCAUAUAGUGGGAGAUGCAGCAUAUCCUUUCCGAGAGUACCUGAUGACACCAAUCCGGGACUAUGGAACUCUUGACAGCACCAAGAAGAGCUUCAAUGCAAGACUCUCCGGAACAAGGGUGUUGAUAGAAAAUGCUUUUGGAGAUUUAAAAAAUCGUUUCAGGCAACUGCAGAGGUUAGAUAUGUGGACAGUGGACAACAUGUCCAAGUUUAUAAUUUCAUGCUGUGUGCUUCACAACCUCUGCAUUGAUUGUGGAGAUUUGCCAGAGAACCUGUCACGGGACCUGUCACUCACCCUACAAACAACAAAUGGAAAUGACUCUGGCCCUCCUCCGAUUCAAGUAAGCGGCAGCAGCGGAUCCCGGCAAGAUAGCCUACUGCGUGGCUUGGCUAGCAUCAAGAGAGAUCGCUUGAUGAUAAGAAUGGGGUUGCAGACCCAGCAGCCAUGAAAUGAGGAAUUUCUUAACGUGGUAUGCAUUUGUGAGCGAAUAU